Dothidotthia symphoricarpi CBS 119687 is the source of this 858-nucleotide messenger RNA. RefSeq lists its product as uncharacterized. NCBI's taxonomy places the organism in Eukaryota, Fungi, Ascomycota, Dothideomycetes, Pleosporales, Dothidotthiaceae. The coding region runs from base 121 to 594 and encodes 157 amino acids. The transcript has a single exon. The record is from RefSeq and is a predicted model, not a curated record.
UCUGUAUGAUACUCGUCAUCACCGCAACCUUCCGGCUACUCUCUCCUCAAUCGCUUACGCCAGUCGUCGCCACUUUUGUCUCUUCCAGGCUACCUCUUUUCUCGUCUUUAUAACUGUGCGAUGCAGACGGUUAUCGCCAUCAUUCGCAUCAUCUUCAUCUAUCUUCUCGUUGUGCUUCUCGGGUUUGUGGAUUACUGUCGCAGCAUCAUCCUCGAUGUGAGGGACUGUAUUAUUUGGCUGUUCACAUUCCUUUUUGUUGAGGUCCCUGCCAAGAUUUCUGAGCGCAUGGCACUACAUCAGGCGCGUCGAGACGGUGAUAGUGCCCGUACCAGCUCAGAUCCCACACCGGCCGACACAACCCCUGCCCCUACAGGAACAGGCCCCAUCCAUACCAACUCAAGUCAUACCGGUACAGGCCCCAUCCAUACCAACUCGAGUCACACCCGUACGGACUCGCAUCAGCCUCCAGUUGAGCUUGACGACAUCGGGGCUCAGAACCAACCAUCGAAUUCGCAAGCUUCUACCGACGACGCCGGCCCAAAGCCUAACUCCCUCCCUGCCUUGGACGACGGAAGCAGUGUACUGCCAGUAUAGACACGGGCAGAUGCAAUGGAUUCCUCUGAAUCUGACCCUCAGUUUAUGCGGGCUUCUAACGAGCUCAUAACGGAGGCAUCUGGAGCUCAGGAAAUACGCCCUUCGAUCAACGAAUCAAUCGACUCAUCUACAACCUCUCAGCUUCAGCCGGAUACCAACGCGUUCACAUCGUCCUCUCACAGCGACCCGACUUCUCAAACUCGAACUGGACCCGUCCUUUACAUUUCAACUUCAGCCAGGGGUGAGAGUGUUAUCAAUCGCCCA